AAAUAGGCUCACGAUAACCGCCAAAAUGGGACAGGAUGUCUUCAUGAACUUCGGCUUCCCGAAGCAGGCCGACUACUCAAUUUCCCACUGGCUUCAGUCAGUCAAGGAUGAUCCACUUUUGAAUCAUCGAACCACGCCAGAGUUGCCGCAGUCUGCUGACGUUGUGAUCAUCGGAUCCGGGAUGUCCGGGACGGUAACAGUCAAGCACAUUAUCGAGACGUGGCCGACCAAGAAAGUGCUGGUGAUUGAGGCGCGACAAUUCUGCUCCGGGGCUACAGGUCGAAACGCUGGCCACUGCAAACCGGAUCAGUGGCGAGGAUUUCUGGAGUAUGAGCGAGCCUUUGGCACGGAGCAGGCUCUGAAGAUCCUAGAAAACGAACAGCAGACAUGGUCGGAAGUAGUACGAUAUAUAACAGAGAACAAUGUCGACUGCGAACACUGGACCGGAAACACAUUGGACGUUCCCAUCACCCCCGAGGCAGCGCAUAAGGCCCAUACCACUUUCGAACGCUACAGAGCGGCAGGUGGCAAGACUGAUCACAUUCAAGUGACCCAUGAUCCCAAAGAAGCAGCUGAGAUAUCCCAAAUCGAAAAUGCUAGAGCAUGUUACGCAUGGGCCGCUUCCACGUUGCAUCCGUGGAAGCUUGCGGCGCAUAUUAUGCGAGAGAACCUCAAGCGAGGUGUGAAUCUACAAACCACCACCAGGGCUAUUGUCGUCGUCCCUUCCGAGAAGAAGUCGGGCCCCUGGGUUGUCAAGACCGACCGUGGCGACAUCGAGUGCUCCGAAGUCGUUCAUGCAUCCAAUGCCUACAGCUCCGCACUCGAGCCGUCUCUGCGCGGCUUGAUCACCCCACGCCCGCAGAUGUGCAACCGGGUCACGCUUCCCAAGGCGCCAGAAAACUUUGCGGGCUUCAGGAGCUCAUAUGGUAUACUUCUUGGUCGUAACGACCUUAUUAGCAUCAAUCCUCGCCUGAACGGAGACGGCGCCGUCCUGUUCGGCGGCAGCAACCCAGGUCAAGAAGAGUUCAUGAGAUGGCUUGCGGAAAAUCCCGAUCGAUGCACUGAUGAUGGAAUGACUGGAUAUGACUCCAUCAGCAAGGCUGUCCAGGCUUUCGCAAUAGGCGAAGUGAAAGGCUGGUCGGAUGAGGCAUUACAAGAAGCAGAGGCUUAUACCCAGGCGUGGAGUGGUAUCAUGGGCAUGAGUGCAGAUGGACUGCCAUUUGUCGGCGAGCUACCGGGUCUUCGGGGUCAAUGGGUUUGUGCUGGACAUAACGGCCACGGGAUGGCACGGAUCUUCACUGCUGCAGCCGGCUUGGUGAAAUUGAUGGGCGGGAGCGCUUGGGCAGAGACACAGCUCCCUGAGGCUUUCCAAAUCACGUCAGAAAGAGCUGAGCAACUGAGAGAGCACUCACAAAUAUCGGCUGGAGUGGGCACGCGUCUCUGAUCAAAUGCGAUUAUUUGACUUAACCCAGAACAUGUUUCAAAUCUAGUCACAUACAAGCACAUACGACCACAGGGUGUGGAAAAUAGGGCUUCCCGUCCGCUCAGCCGUACUCAAGCC
This is a messenger RNA of Aspergillus saccharolyticus JOP 1030-1, 1561 nucleotides long. RefSeq names its product NAD(P)/FAD-dependent oxidoreductase. Gene Ontology annotation, cellular component: cytoplasm. The transcript has 6 exons. Gene Ontology annotation, molecular function: oxidoreductase activity. NCBI's taxonomy places the organism in Eukaryota, Fungi, Ascomycota, Eurotiomycetes, Eurotiales, Aspergillaceae. Bases 26 to 1444 code for a protein of 472 amino acids. The record is from RefSeq and is a predicted model, not a curated record.